This is a messenger RNA of Dermochelys coriacea (leatherback sea turtle), 1313 nucleotides long. RefSeq names its product RNA polymerase I subunit F (gene POLR1F). Gene Ontology annotation, biological process: DNA-templated transcription initiation. Gene Ontology annotation, cellular component: RNA polymerase I complex. NCBI's taxonomy places the organism in Eukaryota, Metazoa, Chordata, Testudines, Dermochelyidae. The record is from RefSeq and is a predicted model, not a curated record.
AUGCGCGGCGCCACGAGCGCGGACCCGCUGGGUCCUGCACCCGCGCGGGGAAUGCACGCGGGCCGCCGACCGCAGGGUCGGCUGGAAGAAGACGCAACAAGAUGGCUGACCAGCCUCAACCCUAUAGUUGCGGGCGGACAACGUCACUGCGCCCCUCCAGGAGGGCGCGCGUGUGACCUUCGUCAGAGAGCGCCCGGAGUGAAUCAUGUGCGCGCUCCACACCGGGCAGACGGUUGCGGUCCGGAGCGUAGCGGACAGUUGUGGCGGCAACCUGGGGACACCGUGGAGCUGCCGCACUCGGCGGCCCGGCCGCUGCCCUGCCCGGAGAUCCCGUCCUUCGCGGCCGCCUGCCGCCUGGUGCGGAGCCGCUACUCGUGCCUGGUGGCGGCGCCGCAUCGGAGACACAUCGCGCUGGCGCCGCGCUACCUGAACCGGAAGCGCACCGGGAUCCGCGAGCAGCUCGACGGCGAGCUGCUGAGAUACUCGGAGAGCCUCUGCUGAGUGCCAGUGGCUUACGAUAACAUCAGAGUAGUGUCGGAAUUAGGUGAAUAUUAUGAUGACCAAGGAUUCAUCCAUUUUACAUCGAAGCAGAUUUUGUCAUUUCACAUCCCAAGAAAGGGAAAAAAGCUUGUGGGUGUGAUCAAUAAAGUGGCCCCAAGUCAUAUUGGCUGUCUGAUACAUGGGUUCAAUGCUUCCAUCCCUAAACCUGAUCGAAUGUCGGCUAUAGAGUGGCAAGACCUUGGGUUGAAAAUAGGAGAUAAACUGGAAUUUGGUGUGCAUUUAGAUUCCGAUGCUGCUGGAGUAUUCUUCAUUCGAGGGAGACUGAAUAAAGACAGUAUGCAAUCCAAAUAUCCUGAAACCGUAACUGAAGAUAUGAACAGUAGAGAUGAAAUACCAAAGAAAAAACCACAAGAAAGAGACAGAAGGAAUUGUGAGUUAGAAAAUGACACAGAGCUUACGGACCAUGCAGAUACUACUGUGGUGGAAGAUGCAGAAGAGCAAAAUGCUGAUCACAAUAAAAUGGAUUUUUUUGAUAAAAAGCCGAAGAAAAAGAAAAAGCAUAAGCAAGAAAAGCAGAAACCUGUAUUUAAUGGAAGUGACUGUAGUGGUUACCAAAGUGACCAUAAAAAGGUUAAGAGAAAGACAAGAGAACACUGUGAUGUAGAUGAAGGUGAAUUAUCUCAAUUGUCACAAGACCCCCAAGGCAAAAAGAGAAAGGAAUGACAAAUGGACUGAAGAGGUCCAAAACUCCCUUGCUUGUCAUCUUCUUUCAGAAGUAUUUGAUAACUUCCAAUAAAAUCAUAUUUUCAGUU